Messenger RNA from Aspergillus lentulus, 4074 nucleotides. RefSeq names its product putative non-repetitive nucleoporin. Gene Ontology annotation, cellular component: nuclear pore inner ring; nuclear pore. Lineage: Eukaryota; Fungi; Ascomycota; Eurotiomycetes; Eurotiales; Aspergillaceae. Gene Ontology annotation, biological process: transcription-dependent tethering of RNA polymerase II gene DNA at nuclear periphery; protein import into nucleus; protein localization to nuclear inner membrane. Gene Ontology annotation, molecular function: structural constituent of nuclear pore. The record is from RefSeq and is a predicted model, not a curated record.
AUGUCGUACCCCAAUCUUCCGACUCUGACUCCUCAAAAACAUCUUCCUGGAGCAUUCUUCCAGACUCCCGCACCUAAGAAUGUAUCGAACAUGUCGCUCAUGUCUCCCAAGCCAGCUCCUGCCCCGGCAGAGAGAGCUUCGCCAGCUUCUCUUCCGAAGCUUCCUCCGGCAGCAUCGAAGUCCCAGAGCCAAACGCUGAGCAUCGAGGAGCGCGCUGCAGGCACAAUAAACGAUACGCUCGUGCAGGAAUCCCGGUAUCCCGACCUGGAUAGCUACCUGUCUCAAGGAUUUUCUUCCGAUUAUGACAUCCCCACCUCGCCGUCAUGGGCGCCCUUUCAGAAAGUGAAGAUGUAUAAUAUCCCAGAUCAGAUCUUUGAUCAGUAUAAUCGAGCACAGGUUUCGACAAGCAUGGGUCUCUUCGCCGAGUUAAAUCACGCCUGGGUUGCUAUUGACAACGCGCUCUACAUCUGGGACUAUACGCAUCCGAAUCCACAACUGGUCGGGUUUGAGGACCAGCCCAAUAGUAUCAAUGCCGUCAAGCUGGCGAAGCCUCGCGCCGGAGUGUUCCUCCCUUCAAUUACCCACCUUCUUGUUAUAUCAACAACUGCCGAGGUCAUUUUGCUGGGAAUGGGUUGUGAAACGACGCCGGGGGGUGCGCGACAAGUCAGCUUGUAUCAGACCGGCAUGUCGGUGUCUAUUCGUGGCUUGGAUAUCCAUGUGAUCGCUUCGUCGGAGGCGACCGGUCGUAUCUUCUUCGGCGGCUCUACCGACAACGACGUCUAUGAGCUCACAUAUCAGCAGGAGGAACGGUGGUUCCAAGGCAGAUGCGCCAAAGUCAACCAUACCAGUUCGCGCAUCGCGGCUUUCACGCCCAGUCUGAGUUUCACUCAGAAGACCACUGAGACGGUGGAGCAGAUGGAGAUUGACGACACAAGGAGACUGCUCUAUACUUUGUCGUCAUCUUCAACCAUUAGAGUUUUCCACAUGAAACCGGAUGGUACCUUGGCCUUGGCUAUUACCAAACCAGCCAUGGACAUCUACGCGAACAUUGGGCACAUCAUUGCGUCCAACGAAACCCUCAACCCGAAAGUUCCCAUCGUGUCCAUUAGCCCUAUCCCAGCUGCCGAGGCCUCGAGAUACCAUCUAAUGGCCACAACCGCGACCGGCUACCGUAUCUAUCUCAGUGCGACUGCGUCUUAUAGCUGGUCGCCAGCUCCAAAUGGUACGAAUGCGCCGACAAGCAUGCAGGCGCAUCAUGUGAAAACUCCACCUUUCGACAAUCCUCCUUCCACCCCAGUGGAGCUGGGUCAGCCCCGGUUUCAGACCUCCGGAGCAUCUAGGGUUCCCAUUCAUUCUCUCAACCCCACCAGAUUCACUGUGCGAUACCCGCCAGGGUAUUUCUUCUGCUUCACAUGCAAGGAUCCCACGCAAAAGACCGACACACUUUUCAUCUCUUCUCCCGACUCUGGCCGAGUGGCUCGCUCCCAAGAGAAUGUCAUCCCUGGAAAGGCAGGCGAGACUGCCAUCUGGCUCUCUUUAGGUAGCAGGGCGGAGGACGUUGGUCUCUGCUCCGCGCCUAGCGCGGCUGCCUCGACCCCGGGAGGAUUUGGCAACGAGCUUGCCGUUCAGUUUGACAGCGCCGCGGCUGAAAUUGCGAUUCUGACUAACACUGGUAUUCAUGUGAUUCGCCGGCGGCGACUCGUUGACAUGUUUGCUGCAUUGGUUCGGGGUGGUGGUAGUGGCGGUGAUGAGGGUCUCGAGGGCGAGGUCAAGAACUUCAUCCGCACGUAUGGCCGGAGCGAGACUCUUGCGACAGCGCUUGCAGUCGCGUGUGGACAAGGAGUCGAGGUCUCUACGGAUUCACGACUGACUCAGAUCAAUGAUCCUGAUGUUUUGGAGUUCGCGCGUAAAGUGUUCAUCGAGUAUGGAGGCCGGCCGACGGUGAAUGAAAAUGCAGUCGCAGACAGCUCCACACCAGCCAUCGACACGGUUAUCCUAUCGCCCAGGCAUGCGGGAAUCGCUCUCUACAUGUCAAGGCUACUACGGUCGAUUUGGAAGAAGGAAAUCGCAACGGUCGGCAGCGGACCCAAUGGUGCACAGACGAUCUCGGCAUCUGUGGCGACAACGAAGCUGCAGAGUGUACAACGUGACCUGUCUGCCCUGCAAGAUUUCUUCAAGACGAACAAGAGUUUCAUUGAGGGAUUGAGUGGCCCUGAAGCCUUGGCGCGCGUGUCGACGAAGCAGGAAGAAACGGCGCUACAAGCCGAACACAGAGCGCUGCAUUCGUUGGUUCAAUUGGUUUCACAUACCAUUGAAGGUAUUUCAUUCGUCCUGGUGCUGUUCGACGAGCGCGUUGAUGAGAUUGUUGCAACUCUGCCCGACGAGUCGAAGCAGCGCUUCCUCAAGCUCACAUUUGAGGAGCUUUUCAGCACCAGCAAGGGUCACGACAUCGCAAAAGAACUGGUGAAGGGGAUUGUAAAUAGAAACAUCGCCAAGGGCUCUAACGUUGAGACCGUGGCUGACGCACUCAGACGACGGUGCGGGAGCUUCUGCAGUGCCGAGGACGUGGUCAUUUUCAAGGCUCAAGAGUUGUUGAAGAGAGCGACUGAAGCAGGGGCCAACUCGGAAAUCGGUCGGAAUCUGCUGAAUGAAAGUCUCCAUCUGUUCCAACAAGUGUCUGACAGCCUUCCCAUGGAUUACCUGGUCUCGGCGGUCGAAAGCUACAUCUCCAAUCAAUUCUUUGCAGGCGCGAUCCAGCUGGCUCUCAACGUCGCGGCUCGUUCCGACAAGGCUAACAUGGCAUUGUCAUGGAUUGUGGACGGCCGUCCUGAAGAUGAAUCUCGACGCGACUACUUUUACUUCAGGAAGCAAUGCUAUGAUUUGAUAUUCAAGGUCAUCAUCGCCGUUGACAAUCUUGCAGCGCAUGACCCGGGUGUGGUUGAUGGGCAACUCACAAUCAUUGCCAAACGCAAGAAUGAGGCCUACGGCGUGAUCUCAGAUUCGACAGACGAAGUGUUCUUGACGAGUUUGUAUGACUGGUACCUCGAGCAGGGGUGGAGCGAUCGUUUGUUGCAGAACAAUUCUCCGUUUGUGGUCACAUACCUCGAGCGCAAGUCAGCCGAUGACAUCGCUCAUGCGGACCUACUCUGGAGAUAUUUUGCCCAGUCGCAGCGCUUCUACGAAGCCGCCAACGUUCAGUACCACCUUGCGCAGAGUGCCUUUGCUUUGCCUCUUGCUCGCAGGAUCGAAUACCUGGGCCGGGCCCGGGCGAACGCCUCAAUUUUCACUCCAGAUGUGGGCCGGCAGUCCCGGCAGCGCCUCGUGCAGGACAUUUCGAAUCUCAUCGAUAUUGCGAACAUCCAGGACGAUCUGUUGCAGCGGCUGAAGGAUGACACGCGCAUCGCACCCGAGCGCCGAACGGAGGUUCUGAAAGAGGUGGACGGUCCCAUCAUGGACAUCAGUACUCUGUUCAACCAGUACGCCGAUCCUGCUAGCUAUUACGACAUCUGCCUUCAGAUUUUCUACCUUGCGGACUAUCGCAAUUCAGCGGAUAUCAGGUCGACAUGGCAACACUUGUUCCAAGACCUGCAUGAUGAGACACUCGCAAAGGGGGAACCACAACCAUACGAAGCUGUGAUUGAGAAGGUGCGCAGUCUCGGCAGCCGUUUGCGCAUGUCCGAGACCGUCUUCCCGAUCAAGGACCUCCUACCGAUGCUGGAACGGUAUGCGCUCGAGCACCAGCGUGAUGUCGGCCCGCCGACGUGGAUUGUUGAUCUCUUCCUGGAUCUGGGGGUUGCGCACGAAACCAUCUACGCCGUGCUCGAAGCGAUGUAUUACACUGACGAGGCGCCAUUCCACGGAUCGAACCGCAAAUACAUUGCCAGGGAUUUGCUGUACCUGAUCGAGGUGUGGUACCACGAGACAGUCCGGCUGGGCGGGAUCGUGUUCGGAAGCGACGCAGUUGCGGAGCGUGUCUCGGAGACGCUGCUCCUGUUGCAACAGGGCGGCAUUGCGCCCGAGCAGAUGCAAGCUGCGCAUGAGCUGCGCACGCGGAUUGCAGAAAUUCUGCGGUAA